AUGAUAAAUUCUCAGAGAUCAAAAAAUGAAACUGGAUGGGGUUUUUGUGAUAUUGAGUCAAUUGAAGUAUUUGAAUACCCUAGUCAAGCAUCAAAAAUAUUUUGGGAUGUCAAUUCCAAUAAUAUUGAACAAGCUUCUUCACAAAUUAUAGAAUUCCUUACAAACAACAAAAUAUCUAUCCAAAUGUCGCUUUAUCUGAUUGAUAUUAUUUCACAAAUUUGCGUUAAAAAUAUUAAAUUAUUUACUGAUCUUUACCAAAAGAUAUCAAACGAAUACUCAUGCAUCAUCGAACUGGAAAAUGAGAAAUUAUCGACACUUCUACAUUAUAGAGGUUUCAAAUUUGAAAACUUCGAACCUAGAAUGGAAGAAGAAGAAAUUCUGAAUUUAUAUCCAACAAAAUCUCCAUUAUUCUAUAUUGCAUGGGAUAAAGUUGAUGAUCUUAAAUCUAAAUUCCCAAAUCUUGAUAUUAAUAUGAGAGUAGAUGAUGAAAUCACCCCGCUUGAUUGUGCAAUCAAAUAUGGAUCAGAAUUGUGUUUCAAUUACUUGAAAAAUUUAGGAGCUCAAUACGAUUAUUACUCCGAAAAAUAUGCCGUUCAAGGCGGAAAUAAAUACAUUUUUAUGCAAAUGAUAGAAGAUGGUAAAUAA
This is a messenger RNA of Trichomonas vaginalis G3, 645 nucleotides long. RefSeq names its product protein ubiquitination. The transcript has a single exon. The record is from RefSeq and is a predicted model, not a curated record. NCBI's taxonomy places the organism in Eukaryota, Parabasalia, Trichomonadida, Trichomonadidae. The coding region runs from base 1 to 645 and encodes 214 amino acids.